UGUCAAUUUAUCCUGUUUGGCACACCAACUCAACCAGGAAGCUUCAUGUCAUUUGAACAAUUCAAAGUUCCACAUUAUUAGACCUAAAACCCUCCACCAUUCCACACUAGUAGUAUAUAAUAAAGAACCAAAAUGCAACAUGUCCAAAAUUAAUCAAAGAGAUUUUACAAACCCAAGAUUCAUCUCACCCAUAUUUCAACAAAAAAGAAGCAGUACAUUGAACAAAGCCAAAGCCUUUCUAUUUUUAGAUAAGGUUCAAGAAAAUGGCAGGGGCAGAGCUAUUCAAUAGAUUGCCUGAAGAUUGCAUUUCUUCAAUUCUUUCUCUUACUUCACCUAAGGAUACACUUAGCUUCUCGUUGGUUUCUUCCUUUCUCCGAUCAGUGGCAUCAUCUGAUUUUAUAUGGCAAACAUUCUUGCCUUCCGAUUAUAACCAAAUUAUUGACAAAUCUGUCAUACCAUUCAAUUAUUCUUCAAAAAAAGAGCUUUUUGUUCAUCUCUGUAACUCAAUUCUCCUUGAUGGUGGUAACAAGAGCUUUGCAUUAGACAAGUCAAGUGGCAAGAAAUCCUAUAUAAUCUCAGCAGAAGAACUGUCCAUUUUGUAUGGGGAAGAACCAGAUCAUUGGAUCUGGAAAUCAGUACCAGAAUCAAGAUUCUCAAAGGUGGCUGAACUGAAAGUGAUAUGCAAACUAGAAGUAAAAGCAAAGCUAAGGACAAGUAUGCUUUCUCCAAACACAAAGUACGGAAUUUAUUUCAUAAUGAAAAUCUCGGAUCGUGCAUUUGGUCUGAAUUCAGUGCCUGUUGAGAUUAGUGUAGAAAUAGGCGAUCGGAAAGAAGUUCACACGGCUUCUUUAGACCACAGGAAUGGCCAGAAAGAAAAACAGAGGGAUCAGAGAUUGCCGUAUAAAAGGGAAGAUGGAUGGAUGGAGAUUGAGUUAGGAGAGUUUUUCAACGGUGGAGAUGAAGAUGAGGAAGUUAGAGUAAGUUUAAGGGAGGUGAAGGGCUGCCAUGUUAAGGGUGGACUUGUCAUUGAAGGCAUUGAAGUUAGGCCUAAACACUAGGAUUCUUAUCUACUCCCUCACCAAUUUCAUUCAUUUUUUCUAUAAUUAAUGAUUUAUUUGUCUGGUUCAUGUCAAAGAUUGGUGAGGAACAAAAAAGUGUGAUAAUGAAAUAUUGGAAUAUACUAUUGGUUUUAGAAGUGGCAAAA
Lycium ferocissimum is the source of this 1204-nucleotide messenger RNA. RefSeq names its product F-box protein PP2-B15-like. Gene Ontology annotation, molecular function: protein binding. The transcript is spliced from 3 exons. The coding region runs from base 264 to 1058 and encodes 264 amino acids. The record is from RefSeq and is a predicted model, not a curated record. Lineage: Eukaryota; Viridiplantae; Streptophyta; Magnoliopsida; Solanales; Solanaceae.